Asterias rubens (European starfish) is the source of this 3128-nucleotide messenger RNA. RefSeq lists its product as uncharacterized. The coding region runs from base 315 to 2225 and encodes 636 amino acids. Gene Ontology annotation, biological process: signal transduction. Lineage: Eukaryota; Metazoa; Echinodermata; Asteroidea; Forcipulatida; Asteriidae. Gene Ontology annotation, molecular function: protein binding. The transcript is spliced from 4 exons. The record is from RefSeq and is a predicted model, not a curated record.
GGUUAUGGGAAAUCACUGUGUUCUGAGCUGUUCCUGCAGACCAAAAUGAAGGUCUUUCUCUAUUAGAGCGAUUUAGGCUUCAGAAACUCCGAAGGAUGUUUAUGAGAAAAUGGCGUCGUUAAUCGUUUUUGUGAAAACAAUUUGGAAACUUGCAGAGAUAUACUACAGAGAUUGCGACCAGAACCAUAAUUGAAGCACCUACAAAGGUGGCUUAGCGUUUUGGAUAAAAUCUGGAGCGGUUAAUAUCCACACAGGGAACGUGACAAGGUUGGCCACAGCACGACAAGUGGGUCUUGUGUGACAUCAGAAGAAAGAUGUAUCCCUCCGACGGCAGAGGGUGGUCUUUUGAGGACGAUGAAGAGGUGGUUGGAGCCAUGGGGUGUCACCUCACAUGGACGGACCUCCACGGGAUCGACAAGAGUACUCUAGGACGGGAGAGGCAACUCAUCGAGGGGAUGGAGAUUGACUUCAACGGCAGGCCCUCCCACUGGCUCUCAGUCUGCAACCUCCUGGGCUUUAUCUACUAUUCACUCUGGCUGGUCCAAGAGGCUGAGGAGAAGUUCACUGAGGUCAUCGCCAAGGAUGGGAGUAACAUGAAUGCUCUGGGUAACCUCAUCAUCAUCUAUAAGAGCCAGUCUCGGAUGAAACAGUACCGGGAAACUCUCGGGAUCCUUCGGAUACUAGUCGCCAGGCGAGACGCGCUUAACAUGGCCCGUUCGUACUCCGACCGGGCUUUCGCUCUACGAUUCUUCCAGGAACACCGGAGGAAUUUCACGUAUUUACCGUUCACCCGCAAAGCAGUGGAGACUGGCAAGGAGCUAGGCACCCCGGAGGAGGCAGAGUGGUUAUUCGCCCACGGACUGGCGUUGCAUCGGCGCUUCAUGCAGAUGCUCAACAGCGGGGCAGCCGUGCAGGGGCACUCAGAAGUGGGAUUCCGCGAGGUUGUCGAGUGCCUGUUCCAGGUGACUAAGAUCGAAGGUGCGAGCCCGGACUUCAAAACAAUGCCCUGGGUCUUCAUAGGCGCCCUCCUCUCGUUGUUCCCCGGUAAGAUCUUGGCUGAUGUUGUUCAGGAUGACUCGAGCUUCCUGUCUGCCGUUGACUGUUUCGACAGAGCUCUCAAGCUUCAACCCGAAGACCCUGAAGUACUUGCCAGAGUUGGUGCCCAGUACGUAGAGCUGAAAAUGUUUGACCAGGCCUCUGACAUUCUUAACAAAAGCCUGUCGAUUAAAGAGUCCUUGCUUGCGUUCAGACAUCGGGCUAUUCUGUCUAUCAAAAUGUAUGAAGACGAGAAUGUGCGGACCCAAUUGCCAGAAGCUGAGCUGGACGGACUGCUUCAAAAGGCACUCUCUGAUCUCAUACACGCAAUAGAGUUGAAGGAAACCAACGCAGCGCUAUCUGAUGAAGGGUACAUCUACUUUCUCAUGAGACAACCAAAAAAAGCUCUCCAAUGUUUCAGCAUGGCGACCAAAUGCGAUCACCUGGAGGAUAAUUUUGACCCGUCGGUCACCCAUGAACGCUGGGCUAAAUGUCUGAGCACUCUAGGCGAGGAGGAAGGCGCUCUCAUGCAGCUCAGGAAGAUGGAGACUGCCAAGAUGAAACUACGGGAGCAAGCCUCAGUACUGGAGGAAGCCUGGCGACACCGACACGGCCUCAACUGCCAGGGCUUCGAGUGUGACCUCGCCCGGUUUGACUUCUGCACCGAGGAUCGCCACGGCUAUGUGAACGUCUUCGGAACGUCCCGAGUGCCGAUUUCGGUUCGCUACUUCGCCCGGAAUCGAGGCUCGUUCAGGUACGACUUCUUCGUCAGCUUUGCUCACAUCGACAAUAAGUGGACAGUGGCGCUCGUCAAGAGACUGGAAAGCGAGUUCGGUGUUCGUGGAAACAUCAGGUACCGGGACUACCACCUCGGUGCUGCUAUCUCAGAUAACAUAGCAGAUUCAGUGGCUAAUUCCUACCGUACACUAAUCAUCAUGACACCGGACUCACUCAGGGACCAGUGGUGCAGAUACGAGGUUCAGCGAGCCCACAUGACCAAUCUGCAGAGGCGUUGUGCCGUGCCGAUCAUGCUGCGCAUGUGCCAGGUACCACGUGAGCUGGAGCACCUGACUUUCAUCAAAUGCCAGAAAGGACAGUUUCGAACAGAGGACUGGCAUAGACUUGGACUGAGCCUUUGCCAGCAUGUGGACCAGUCUCACUCCGAUUGGCCAGAGGGUUACCAUUUAUAAUUAAAGGGCAGUUUCGCACAGAGGACUGGCAUAGACUUGGACUCACCCUUUGCCGGUAGAUGGACCAGUCUCACUCUGAUUGGCCAGAGGGUUACCAUUUAUAAUUAAAGGACAGUUUCGGACAGAGGACUGGCAUAGACUUUGACUGAGCCUUUGCCAGCAGAUGGACCAGUAUCACUCUGAUUGGCCAGAGGGUUACCAUUUAUAAUUAAAGGACAGGUUCGGACAGAGGACUGGCAUAGAUGUUGACUGAGCCUUUGCCAGCAGAUGGACCAGUCUCACUCUGAUUGGCCGGAGGGUUACCAUUUAUAAUUAAAGGGCAGUUUCGCACAGAGGACGUGCAUAGACUUGUUGCAAGCAGAUGGACCAGUCUCACUCUGAUGGCUGGAAGGUUACCAUUUAUAAUUGAAGGGCAGUUUUGGACAGAGGACUGGCAUAGACUUGGACUCAGCCUUUGCCAGCAUGUGGACCAGUCUCACUCUGAUUGGCCAGAGGGUUACCAUUUAUAAUUGAAGGGCAGUUUUGGACAGAGGACUGGCAUAAACUUGAACUCAGCCUUUGCCAGCAUGUGGACCAGUGUCACUCUGAUUGGCAAGAUGGUUACCAUUUAUAAAUAAAGGGCAGUUUCGGACAGAGGACUGGCAUAGACUUGGACUGAGCCUUUGCCUGCAGAUGGACCAGUAUUGACCAAAUACAGUGCUUGACAAUAUCCAGCUAAGCUGAGAAAACAAGUCACAAAUGGUUACAUUCUGAAAAUGCUCCAUUAAAAAGAAAGAUGCACCCUUUUCGUCUAGCAACUUACACCUGGUAUAUCCAUGUAAUUGCUUAAAGGGCUAAUGUACUUUUUCCUAACAAAAAACACUAUGUCCACAGAUUUACGUUAAAUUUACACAGUUUGAAGAA